GUUGCUAUCGAACUGAAAAUCAGUUUGGAAAGAAGGAAAAUUCAAGAAACAAAGAGAGAGAAAAUAAUGGGGGCAGAAAUCGAAGCUCAGGAAAAUAAGGCCAGCCAGAAUCCCAGGCCUAAUCGCAUUACGGAGGCCCAGUUCCUCUCCUGGAAACGCCAGAAGGAUGCUGAUGCGUUGGCUAAAAGAGAUGAAGCAUCAAGGAAACGUGCGGAGGAUAUAGCUUCUGGAACAGUGCAAAUGAAUGGCCGGGAGCUUUUUAAACAUGAGCCCUGGGUUUUUGAUGACACACGUUAUUGAGGUAUAAAGGAGAGAGCAUGGGAACUAAAUUGAAAACCAAGGAUGAGAAGAAUCCAUUCAACUCAUAUGGCAGGGGCGACCUUUUAGCAGACACAGAUAACAGAUAUAAGUAAUGAUUACAAUUUAAUUCCAUGGAUGAUAGCUUAUGAUAGCUAGUAAUUGGUGGUAUGUUAAAUUUUCUCAACUUUAAAGGCAUAUUGAAUUUGAUUAUCUGGUUGUAAGAUUUUGUUUUAGAUACAAUGGAAACAGGAGAGGUGAUCUUUAUUUUUACCUUCU
Messenger RNA from Ziziphus jujuba (common jujube), 576 nucleotides. RefSeq lists its product as uncharacterized. The transcript is spliced from 3 exons. Lineage: Eukaryota; Viridiplantae; Streptophyta; Magnoliopsida; Rosales; Rhamnaceae. The record is from RefSeq and is a predicted model, not a curated record. Bases 67 to 300 code for a protein of 77 amino acids.